Elephantulus edwardii (Cape elephant shrew) is the source of this 3073-nucleotide messenger RNA. RefSeq names its product ADAM metallopeptidase domain 17 (gene ADAM17). Gene Ontology annotation, cellular component: plasma membrane. The record is from RefSeq and is a predicted model, not a curated record. Gene Ontology annotation, molecular function: metalloendopeptidase activity. The coding region runs from base 177 to 2657 and encodes 826 amino acids. Gene Ontology annotation, biological process: membrane protein ectodomain proteolysis; Notch signaling pathway. The transcript has 19 exons. NCBI's taxonomy places the organism in Eukaryota, Metazoa, Chordata, Mammalia, Macroscelidea, Macroscelididae.
UCCGGGGGCCUCGAACCUGCUUUUGUACAUUCCCAAUAGGUGGCGCGGAAGGGGAAAGAGGUUUCGGGGGCCGGUCGGGGCGGAUCCUCUCCUGCCUACCUCAUGUGAGCAGUUUCUUGAGCCCCCGUGAGACGAAAGCUGUUCCGAGAGGUGGAGCCGGUGACCGGGCCUGGACCAUGAGGCAGUGUCUCUUCUUCCUGACCAGUUGGGUUCCUUACGUGCUGGCGCCGCGACCUCUGGUAGACCCAGGCCAUGACUCCCUACAGCGACUCGAAAAGCUUGAUUAUUUACUCUCAGACUACGAUAUCCUCUCCUUAUCCAAUAUCCAGCAGCACUCAAUAAGGAAAAGGGAUCUACAGACCUCAACACAUUUAGAAACACUAUUAACAUUUUCAGCUUUGAAAAGGCAUUUUAAGCUGUACUUGACGUCAAGCACUGACCGGUUUUCACAAAAUUUCAAAGUAGUUGUAGUGGAUGGUAAAAAAGAAAGCGAGUAUGCAGUAAAGUGGCAGGACUUCUUCAGUGGCCAUGUGGUUGGGGAGCCUGACUCCAGAGUUCUAGCCCAUAUAGGAGAUGAUGAUGUUACAAUAAGAAUCAACACAGAUGGAGCAGAAUAUAAUAUAGAGCCACUUUGGAGAUUUGUUAAUGAUACGCAAGACAAAAGAAUGUUAGUUUACAGAUCUGAUGAUAUUAAGAAUGUUUCACGUUUGCAGUCCCCAAAAGUUUGUGGCUAUUUAAAAGGAAAUAAUGAAGAGUUACUUCCAAAAGGGCUAGUAGAGAAAGAGCCACCUGAAGAGCUUGUCCAUCGGGUGAAGAGAAGAGCUGAUCCAAAUCCUCUGAAGAACACGUGCAAAUUACUGGUGGUAGCUGAUCAUCGCUUUUACAAAUACAUGGGCAGAGGGGAAGAGAGUACAACUACAAACUAUUUGAUAGAAUUAAUUGACAGAGUUGAUGACAUCUAUCGAAAUACUUCAUGGGACAAUGCGGGUUUUAAAGGCUAUGGAAUACAAAUAGAACAGAUUCGCAUUCUUAAGACUCCAGAGAAAGUAAGACCUGGUGAAAGGCACUUUAAUAUGGAAAAAAGCUUUCCAAAUGAAGAAAAGGAUGCUUGGGAUGUAAAAACUUUGCUUGAGCAAUUUAGCUUUGAUAUAGCUGAAGAAGCAUCUAAAGUCUGCCUGGCGCAUCUUUUCACGUAUCAAGAUUUUGAUAUGGGAACUCUUGGAUUGGCUUAUGUUGGGUCUCCUAGAGCCAACAGUCAUGGAGGUGUUUGUCCAAAGGCUUAUUAUAGCCCUAUUGGGAAGAAAAAUAUCUAUUUGAAUAGUGGUUUGACCAGCACAAAGAAUUAUGGUAAAACCAUCCUUACAAAGGAAGCCGAUCUUGUUACAACUCAUGAGUUGGGACAUAAUUUUGGAGCAGAACAUGAUCCUGAUGGACUAGCAGAAUGUGCACCAAAUGAGGAUCAAGGAGGAAAAUACGUUAUGUAUCCCAUAGCUGUGAGCGGAGACCAUGAGAACAAUAAGAUGUUUUCAAACUGCAGUAAACAAUCAAUCUAUAAGACUAUUGAAAGUAAGUCCCAGGAGUGUUUUCAAGAACGCAGCAACAAAGUGUGUGGCAACUCCAGGGUGGAUGAGGGAGAAGAAUGUGAUCCUGGCAUCAUGUACCUGAACAACGACACCUGCUGCAGAAAUGACUGUACGCUGAAACCAGGUGUGCAGUGCAGUGAUAGGAAUAGUCCGUGUUGUAAAAACUGCCAUUUUGAGACUGCCCAGAAGAAGUGCCAAGAAGCUAUUAAUGCUACUUGCAAAGGCGUGUCUUACUGCACAGGUAACAGCAGUGAGUGCCCCCCUCCUGGAAAUGCAGAAGACGACACAGUUUGCUUAGAUCUUGGAAAAUGUAAAGAUGGAAAAUGUAUCCCCUUCUGUGAGCGGGAGCUGAAGCUAGAAUCCUGUGCAUGUAAUGAAACUGACAACUCAUGCAAGGUGUGUUGCCGGGACCCCUCUGGCCGGUGUGUGCCCUAUGUUGAUGCUGAGCAAAAGAACUUAUUUCUGAGGAAAGGAAAGCCUUGUACGGUGGGAUUUUGUGACAUGAAUGGCAAAUGCGAGAAACGGGUGCAGGAUGUGAUUGAGAGAUUCUGGGAAUUCAUCGACAAGCUUAGCAUCAAUACUUUUGGGAAGUUUUUAGCGGACAACAUCGUAGGUUCAGUCCUGGUUUUCUCCUUGAUAUUUUGGAUUCCUUUCAGCAUUCUGGUUCAUUGUGUGGAUAAGAAAUUGGAUAAGCAGUAUGAAUCUCUGUCUCUUUUUCACCCCAGUAAUGUCGAAAUGCUAAGUAGCAUGGAUUCAGCAUCAGUUCGCAUUAUUAAACCAUUUCCUGCGCCCCAGACCCCUGGGCGUCUCCAGCCCCUGCAGCCCACCCCCGUGAUGCCCCCAUUGCCAGUGGCUCCGAAACUGGACCACCAGAGGAUGGACACCAUCCAGGAAGACCCCAGCACUGACUCACACAUCGAUGAGGAUGCAUUUGAGAAGGACCCUUUUCCAAAUAGCACAGCUGCGAAGUCGUUUGAAGACCUCACUCACCAUCCUGUCACGAGAAGCGAGAAGGCGUCCUCCUUCAAACUGCAGCGUCAGAACCGUGUUGACAGCAAAGAGACAGAGUGCUAGGACAGGAAUCUACUUUGUGUGCAAAGUAUUUUUAUAAAUUUGAUCUAAAAUCAUUUGCAUAUAUUUUUGAAGAUUCCAGAGAAAUAGGGAAGUGACUUAACAGCAGAUGCUGGUCAUGUGUUUGAACUUCCUUUACUAAAUAAUAUUGUGUGAUUAGAUCUUUUUCCUUUUAAAGAGGUAAGGUGAAUCUAGCUUAUUUUGAGCCUUUCAGGUUUUAGUUUUUUGAUCUUUAAAAUAUCCUUCAACCUGUGGUGCAAAAGUAGAAAAUACAGCUGGAUUAGGUUAUGAAUAUUUACGUUUUUGUAAAUUGACAUUUUAUAUGGAUAAUAGCACUGAUGAGGGGGAUGUUAAUUUUUUUUAUACACUGUAACGAUCCGCUGAAUAUGAGGUAUUUAGCAAUUUUAUGACAACUGGAA